AUGGAGAAGUCGUCUAAGAAAAUGGAGAAGAAAUCAGAAGAAAUGGGCCGACACAAGACCAACAAGAAGUCUUGCUCUCAAUCGGACAACGAAGGAACCGCCAUGAGUCAAUCAGGUUACGCUGAUUUGUUUGCCAACAACGACUCUGGCGAAUCGUUUGGUUUUGUCGGCACACGCCGUGGCCUCACCUCGACCGCUAACAAAAAUGGCCCUCGCAAUCGCUUCAGCAGGGAUAGUUCCUACGAUUACUAA
This is a messenger RNA of Arabis nemorensis, 252 nucleotides long. Lineage: Eukaryota; Viridiplantae; Streptophyta; Magnoliopsida; Brassicales; Brassicaceae. The record is from the annotation of a GenBank genome assembly.